GGGAUAUUGAUGUGAUAACAUCAAUCAAUUAUGUCGAAGCAAUUCUACUUCAUCUAUUGAAUUCUUCAAUAAGAGAUCGCCUUCGACAGUUGACUUAUGAGUUUAUUGUAUUAUGUUUAACAGAUGUUCGUUGUACGGAAUUGUCUCCUUCGUCACUCGGAAUCGGUUGUCUAUUGAUGGCAAGUGAAGUAAUAAAUUGUUGUGAUAUUAUUCCAAAACAAGUGUUUGACUAUGAAUACGAGAAAACUAUUUCAUUUCGAGAUAUCACCAAUCUGUAUUGGUCAUAUUAUCAUGGAUAUUCGUCGUCAAUAAUUUAUUGUUUCGAUUUAAAACAAAAAUAA
Molecule: messenger RNA, 341 nt
Organism: Rotaria socialis
Lineage: Eukaryota; Metazoa; Rotifera; Eurotatoria; Philodinida; Philodinidae
Source: the annotation of a GenBank genome assembly